GACGGAGAACGUUUAUAGGGAGCCUUUUAAACCAGUGAACCAGAUCUAAAUCAUUUGGAUUUGUCAUCCCGAAAGCAAUUCUAAACACUCUAAAACACGAGUUUGUUCAGCUCUCUGUGAGACUGGUCUCUGCUUUGCUGGAUUAUCUCUGGUCUUAUGUUUUGCGUGUGUUACCAUAGGAACCGCUUUGCUGCGUUUGCGUUUGCUGCUUAUUUCAAACAAAAUCUUGUUUAUGUGAGGAAUGAUGGCCAGCGGAUCAAAAUAUAACGAGUCCAGAGUCACUAACUACAGAACAGAGACACGACAAUUAAUACAAUUAAUGAUGCAAGAGUCUCGUCUAACGGACUUUCAACAGAGACAAAUCAAUAAUCAGCUGAAAAAUGGGGGCGCUCUUCCACUAACCUUUACCCCACUUGAGCAGAAAAAAGUGCAGCCAGAGCCCAGAGUCUCAAGAUUGACCUUAUUGAUUGGUCAUCAACAGAGGCGCAGUGCAGAAAGAUGUAGUGCUGGAGAUAAUUACAAAAGAGAACAGUUUCAGCCUAGUGCAACACGGGAUCUAGAGAAAGAGAAGAGAAGGCUACAAAAUGUUCUUUCUACUGGUCAAAAGGAUGCUGGGACAACUCACUCCCAAAGAGACUUCACAGAAAGAAGAGAGCAAGAGAUAGACAGAUUCCAAGAGGUUCUGGAUGAGAUUGAAGACAGGAGGCAGUUUUUAGAGGAGAUGAUGGCAUUGGGAAAAGGUCACCAAUAUCAACACCUCAUCAACACAGAGAUUUCCCAGAAAAUCUGUGAACUUGAAGAGAUUGACAGGAAACGCAGUGAAGAACUAAGGACCCUCAAUCUAAACGAAAAAGAGGAACUACAAAGCAAAUAGAGGGAUGGAGAAAGAGAAGGUGAUAACAUAGGGUAGUGUUAGACAAAUAUGAGCAUUAAAACUUUGGAAGGUUUUGGUUUCAUGAAGUAAUUUUAUUUUUGAUGUCCACCAUCCUAAAAGCACUGACUGUUUUAGAGACAACAAAAAGCCCUUGGAGUUGAUCAGGUACACUCUAAACAAACAAACAAUACUGAAAUCUGAUAAAUACACAAACACUCAAAUACUUGCAGAUGAGACACAAACUAAAAUGUCAACAAAAUAUUUAAAGACACUCAACAACCAAUGAGAGGACAUAUACAUAACUUAAACAGAUUAAAGGCACUCCUUCAGAAAUACACUCCUACUUGGGUUUACAGAGAUUAAGGCCCAACACACAGCAUGCGACAUUCUACAGUAAAAAAAAUUAAAAUGAACUAAAACUUAAUAUUGCAUAAUCUCUUCAUGUCAGAGUCUUUAAAGAGUAAGGAACAUCUAUUAUUGUAUAACAUCAAAAACGUGCCUACAGUUACCGUUUAUGUGAGUUACAGUCUUUUUUUGUUCUUUUAUUAAAAGGGUUUAGACUCAUUUUAAUGUUCUCUCUCAUUUGAACAUUUUUCUGUCAUCGAUACUUCUUGGUGCACAGCUGUCUGGUCACUAUGUAACAAACUUAAUGACAUUUCAGAGGGUCAUUAGGUACAAGUUUGAUGAUUUCUUACACUUUAGGUAGGUAUAGUACGUUGACCUAAAAUUUGCACUGAAAUCCAAAACAUGUUUCUGAAUUUCUGCUAAGAACUAGUAUUCUGUCAGUAAUUACCAUUAAAAUUUAGUGUUAUAACAAUAUCUUUUAACAAUCAUUGCAAUGUUAAUUAUUUCAAUAUUAAUCUGUUAAAUAUUAAUCAUACUAAAUACAGUGCCUGACCAAAAACAUCUAGGAUUAGAUCAUUAUUGCAGUGAUCGAUAUAUUUCAAUAUGUAUAUUUCAAUAUGUAUAUUUCAAUAUAUAACUCGUAACUGAUGCGGUGUAGCUUUUCAUUUCUUAAACAACCAUGUCGGAAGAUGUAUCUAUAUUCCAGGAUGACAAUGGCAAUAAUUAUUGGGCUCAAACUGUGAAAGAGUGGUUCAGGGAGCAUGAGGAAUCAUUUUCACAAAUGAAGUGGCCAGCACAGAGUCCUGACCUUAACCUCAUUGAAAGCCUUUGGGAUGUGCUGGAGUAGAGGGUGUACAGUGUUUUGACUGUCAAUACACAACCUCAGCCAAAAAUUAAUGCAUUUCUUAAUGGAAAUAAAUGUUGUGAUGUUGUAUAAUGUUGUCGAAACAAUGCCAUGACGAAUGUAGG
Megalobrama amblycephala (Wuchang bream) is the source of this 2188-nucleotide messenger RNA. RefSeq names its product linkage group 11 C22orf23 homolog (gene lg11h22orf23). The transcript has 7 exons. The record is from RefSeq and is a predicted model, not a curated record. Lineage: Eukaryota; Metazoa; Chordata; Actinopteri; Cypriniformes; Xenocyprididae. The coding region runs from base 242 to 874 and encodes 210 amino acids.